AAGUGGAAGUGGAACAUUUCGCGCAAGGAAACUCGUGCUGCUCCUGGCGCGCCAAAUUUCAAAGCACUUCCUGGGGAGAGGAGGCGAUAAGAUUUACCACGGAGCACAAAUAAAAGACUUAUGUAGCGUUUCACAAAACAUAUACCUUGAUACUGUGGGUAUGUCACGCUUUUGUCAGUGUUUUAUCAUCGAAAUGUUCGACGGGAUGAAGUGCUUGCGUGUGUGCAGCAGCUGCUUGAGGUUCGCUUUGUAAUGAAGACCAGCAUUUGAGCAUCUGGCAUUGGCGCUACUUAUCCACUUUUAAUAUUUAAUCUACCUAGAUAUUAAGUGCAGAAAUAUCUGUGCUGCAGUGUUUUAGUUUGUCCUCCAAAUAUUUUAUGAAAAACAUUUUUUUAGCAUGUCAAAUUUUAUUUACUGGGCAUAAUAAGAAUUUAUAUUCGUCAUAUUUGAAAGUCUUUCUGAAAGGAGGAUCUUUGAUGGAGGACGUUUAGCGCAGUGUUAUGUGAGAGCCUCUGCGGUUUUCUGGCUGUGUUGCAGUUUUUCCUGCACUUUUAUUUGUGGGAUGUCAAAAUGUCGUUAGGAGUCCAACCGUGUUUUCAGCUGUUGAGGAUUGGAUUGUCUGACACAAACAAUAGCAACACUCAUGGAAAAGAGUCCUCCGACUCCGUCCGUGACCUGUACACUUUUAGGCCCGCACUGGCCCAGUGUGUGUUUCGUUUGGGACGGGCCCCUGAGCUGUGUGACGUCACUCUGGAGUCCACGAUCGUGUCCCGUAUCCAUGCAGAGCUCCAUGUGGAGAGAGAAGCUGAUGCCUCUGGAGAAGAAAGCUGGAAAGUUCAAGUGAAGGACCGCAGCAGCCAUGGCACAUGGGUAAAUGAGAUGCACCUCCAACAAGGGGUCUUAAAGGAAAUCUUUGAUGGCGACACGCUCACCAUCGGCGGCCAAUCAGGACGGGCAAGUACAGAAUUCUACUUCCUCUUCCAGAAAGUACGGGUUCAUCCGCUGGACUUUGACGCCAUCACUGUGCCCAAAGCGGGUUCCUUCUCAUUGGACAUAAAGAACCGUAUCAGAACGUGCUCGGACCGCAAACCAGACCCCGGCGUGGACAUCUCAAAGCUGUCCAUCAACAGAGCCACGGUCAUCCUCAACUCCAUCGGCAGCCUGAGCAAGAUGAACGGCAGCUGCUGGACCUUUAAGAAGAGCGAGAAAACUAGCCCCUUCAAAACGCCGGUGUUCAGCGCUUUGGCCCCACCAACAACACCGCCUCCUUUCCAGACCGCUGGAGAGAUUUCCUCCAAGUCUGUCCCGCCAUCCUCAAAGAGCCGACGCAAGUCCGCCCACACGGUUCUGCUGGAGGACGACAGCUCGGACGAUCCCUCGAACCGCAGAGACCUGGAGGAUGGACGCCGGGGACAAGCCAAGAAAAGACGCCGGCUUUACAAAUCAGAGUCCGAGGUGUUUCAGCCCCCUCUGCCCAAACUGGAGCAGAACUGCCGGUCACAGUACGAUGUGAGCAAUGUGCCACCAAACAGGCAGUUCAAUCAUAUCGUGAACAUCUCGAGUCACACCAGAGGCAACGGCAUCAGUUUGACUCCUCUCCGCCAGCAGAAGUCCUGCUUGUCUGGUCCUGGAAGGAGGCCCAGGGCAAACAGCUCUCCGAUUUUCACAACCCUCGGGAUGGGAAGUGAGAAUUACAACCUGACCUCCCCGUCAGCGAGGAUGCCCAAGACCGAGAGAGCGAGGGGCGUGAUUUCUCGCUUUCAGGCCUCAACUGGGCGUCGACGUGGAAGGCCUAGAAAACACCCGCUGCCGCAGCCUUCCCUGCCGUCUCCCUCUUCAUCAUCUUCCUCUAGCUCCACCUCUUCCUCCUCCUCUUCAUCAUCCUCCUCCUCUGAAGAAGAUGAUGAAGAGAUGGCUGUGGCUCAGGGCGUUGAACCCUGUGCAGCGGCUCACUGUCGUCUCCCGCAGCAGGACACCGUGCAGUGGAUCCAGUGUGACGACUGCGACGCCUGGUAUCACCUCGACUGCUUACCACACAACCACAACCGAGCCUCGCUGCUGUUCGACCCUAACGCAGACUUCCACUGCGGCUGCCACCGCGCCACACACCGCUGAGUUCAGCUCUCAGUCAGGACCAGCUUGGCUUCUCUCUGGUUUAAGGUUCUGUAAUAAACCAAAUGCUCUCAAACGUUGUUAUUAUUACAGUCAGAUUCACGGGACUGUCCGUCAUGUAGCUUCUUGGCUCUCACGGUGCAAAUCUCUGCGAUGAUGACGAGUUUGUGUUUUCUGCAGUGUUGCAAAUUGCUCUGAAUGGUGAUUCAAACUGAUUUGGAUGAAAGGAGGGUGUUGGAUUUGCACAGCAGCUUAUAGAGCAUCCCAUUACAACUCAACUCUCCAUGCUUUAUAACAGUUCAUGAUAAAUGUAUUCAAUAUACACAAUGAAACCUUCAAAAAAUUAAAAAAAUCAAAAAAUAAGUAUGAAUAUGCUUUGAAUGGGAGUCUAUAUUUUUAGAAGAAUGGAUGAAUUCAAAUAUUGAGGAGGGUUUCGCUAAGCUUUACUACAUACUGGUGUUUAAACAUGCUUUAUCAACAUAUUAGCUGGUAUAUAAUAUGUUAUGAUUAAAUACUGUAAGAGAUGUUUUAAAUGGGCAGUAAGGAUAUAUGAUAUGCUAUCAUGCUAAAGGGUCUCAAGCAUUACUUUAAAUGUCAUUUCAGGACAUUUGAUAACAGCUAAACCUACCAUCACACCUGAAGCUUUGACUGAUUCAGAAGUGAAGUGCAAACAUUUCUAUCGUCAUUUUUAAAGGAAUAGUACACCUAGAAAUGAAAAAAUGCUGAAAAUAUACCCCCUCAGAACAUGCAAGGUGUAGAUAAGGUUGUUUCUUCAUUGGGAACAGAUUUGGAGAUAUGUAGCAUUCCAUCACUUUCUCACCAAUGGAUCCUCUGCAGUGAAUGGGUGCCGACAGAAUGAGACUCCACACAGCUGAUAAAAACAUCACAAUAAUCCACACUACUCCAGUCCAUCAGUUAACGUAUCUGAACUGAGAAGUUGCAUGUUUGUAAAAUACUUUGGUUUUUAAAUGGUCUUUAAUCUGUGCAUUCUUCUCUCCUGAUUCAGACGAGACAACUCAAUAACAAAGCAAUAUUAUGGAUUAUGGACUAGUAUUUUAGCUGGAAGCAAUGGUUUUGUAGUUAAAACAUCUUGAUGGAUUUGCUUCUUACAAACCACCACAGCUCCUCACUUCUUAAGACUGAUGGACUGGAGUAGUGUGGAUUAUUGUGAUGUUUUAAUCAGCUGUUUGAACUCUCAUCCUGACGGCACCCAUUCACUGCAGAGCAUCCAUUUGUGAGCAAGUGAUGGAAUGCUACAUUUUUCCAAAUCUGUUCCCAAUGAAGAAACAAACUCAUCUACAUCUUGGAUGACCUGACGAUGAGUACAUUUUCAGUCAAUUUUUGUCUUUGAAUGAUUUAUUCCUUUAAGCUUUAUAUUUGAUUGCACACACGAUUGUCAGUUGUGUCUUGUAAUGUAGUCUGUUAUUACACAAGCUUUGUUUCUGAUCUCAACUAACCCCGUGUAGAUGUAUCGAUCUUUAAGAAUAGAAUUUCUGUGGUAUGAAUGUUAAAAGAUACUUUCACUGUCAUCACUUUAACUCAACAUUCUAGAAAUGACAAAGGACUCCAUGUCACAAUGUUUGUCUUGUUGGGAAUCAAGGGCUGAAUAAAGAAUAUAAGAUAAUAA
Molecule: messenger RNA, 3739 nt
Organism: Carassius gibelio (silver crucian carp)
Lineage: Eukaryota; Metazoa; Chordata; Actinopteri; Cypriniformes; Cyprinidae
Product: transcription factor 19
Exons: 4
Coding region: 571-2115 (514 amino acids)
Biological process (GO): regulation of gene expression
Cellular component (GO): nucleus
Molecular function (GO): protein binding
Source: RefSeq, a predicted model, not a curated record